CCUCCGCUCGGGCCUUGCGAGCUCGGGCCCGGCCGCGCCUGCGGGAGCGGCGAUGGAGGCGGCGGGCGGCGGCGGAGCGGCGGGCGGCAUCGCCCUGCACGACUUCAGCGGGCAGCUGGGCGAGCAGCGGGUGCACUUCCACGCCAUGCGGCUGCGGGACUCGCUCUUCCUCUGGGUGGGCGCCGCGCCCGCCCUCGCCAGCCUGGCCGUGGCCAUGUGCAGCCCCCGUGACAGCAUCCCGGUGGCCGCCUCGCUCCUGGGGGACCCCUCGGACACCGCCUCCUCCUGCCUGGCGCAGCGCUUGGCCAGCAAGACCAAAAAGCAGAUAUUUGUCAGCUACAACCUUCAAAACACAGACAGCAAUUUCACCUUACUCAUAGAAAACAGGAUCAAAGAAGAAAUGACAGCUUUUCCAGAGAAGUUCUGAUUGUGCACCGUUGUAAAAGAAGAUGGUUUUGUUUCAGAAAAACUGAUUGCAAUUUUCACACUGACAUUAAGUUAGUAUGUUUCUUUUGUGUUAUUUUGAUUGAAUUUGUGGUUGCUAUUAAAUAGAGAUACACUUGACUUGGAUUUCCUUUUUCUCAAAUAGAAUUUGAAUUUUCAAAGCUUUUUUUUUUUUUUUUUUUUUUUUUUUUUUUUUUUUUUUUUUUUUGCUACCCUGCCAAGUAGGAUAGCAAAUGGAUGCUGAAAUGGAUGAACAUCAUUGAAAAAGUGCAUGUGGUGUCUAGCCUCCACACAGUACUGGGAUCUGAGGGCAAAUCCAUUCCAAAUGCUAUCUGUACAAUUAAUCUGCUGUGUAGUAGCACUGAACUUAGUAUAGCAGAUUUUAGCGUUCAAAUAAAGAAACCCCCACAUUUUUGUAUGGUAAA
Molecule: messenger RNA, 869 nt
Organism: Hirundo rustica (Barn swallow)
Lineage: Eukaryota; Metazoa; Chordata; Aves; Passeriformes; Hirundinidae
Gene: PSMG4
Product: proteasome assembly chaperone 4
Exons: 3
Coding region: 53-427 (124 amino acids)
Biological process (GO): proteasome assembly
Source: RefSeq, a predicted model, not a curated record